Lucilia cuprina (Australian sheep blowfly) is the source of this 2355-nucleotide messenger RNA. It is a transcript of the gene Cln7, whose product is annotated as major facilitator superfamily domain-containing protein 8. Gene Ontology annotation, molecular function: transmembrane transporter activity. Gene Ontology annotation, biological process: transmembrane transport. The transcript is spliced from 6 exons. The coding region runs from base 271 to 1938 and encodes 555 amino acids. Lineage: Eukaryota; Metazoa; Arthropoda; Insecta; Diptera; Calliphoridae. The record is from RefSeq and is a predicted model, not a curated record. Gene Ontology annotation, cellular component: lysosomal membrane.
AAUAACCAGUGUACACUUAAUAAGUGUACACUGAUAAUAACAACAACUCUUACAAAUUUACAUAUCAUCAUAUCAACAAAAACAACAACAACAACAACUUACCAGAAUAAAUUGUAAACAAAUAUGUCAUCUACUCCCAACAUUUGUACUUAAAGUUCUUCUCAUUGUUAUUGCUGUAAUUUUAUUUUCAUAAAAUCUUAACAAAUAUUCUGUUAAGCUGCUGCUCAGUGACAGGCUAAGUAUCCUUGCUACUUCUAAACACCAGCAAAAAUGGAAGGUUUAAAUAAAUUUCGCAAUCGUUUUCGUACCACCAAACUGCCGCAAGAAGUGGAUGAUGGUUUAGAAACUUUGGAUGAAUACCGCAUGAGAUGGCGUUCCAUAAAAGUUAUAUAUUUCACCAUGUUCUUAAUGUCAUUGGGGUUUAGUAUUAUACUAACGGGGAUAUGGCCAUAUUUGAAUAAGCUAGAUCCUUCCGCCGGCAAGGAAUUUAUGGGUCUUAUAGUAGCCGCCAAUCCAUUGGGUCAAAUGAUUUUUAGCCCUUUAUUCGGUUGGUGGAGCAAUAAAAUCGGUUCUAUACGUUUGCCGCUGUUAAGCUCUUUGGCUUUGUUUACUGUGGCCAGUGCUAUAUAUUCUUCGUUGGAAAUGCGUCCGGAUCAUGUUAAGUACUGGAUGUUGGUUUCCCGUUUCUUAAUUGGCGUCAGUUCUGCCAAUAUUGCAGUAUGUCGUUCGUAUUUAUCGGCUGCUACUCGUUUGAGUGAGCGAACAAAGGCAGUUUCGAUGGUUUCUUUAGCCCAGGUAUUGGGUUUUAUUAUCGGACCUGGUUUGCAGGCUUUAGUUACCCCUCUGGGCAGUGAUGGUUAUGUUUGGCUGUGGGGCGGUAUGGUUUUUAAUAUGUAUACCGCUUGUGGUUGGAUAAAUGUUGUCAUGAGUGUGGGCAACUUUAUUAUGUUUCUGCCGUCGAUAUUUGAGGAACGUAAAGUGGCGGCCCGUGAAAUAAUGAUAAUGCAGGGUAAAUCAUCGGAAAAGGAAACCUGGAAAUCUAUUAAACCGGACUAUAUAUCAGCCUGGACUUUGAUAGUGGCGUUUUUUGUAUUGGUCUUUAAUUUUGUUUUAUUGGAAACCUUGGGCACUUCUUUGACCAUGGAUCAAUUUGCCUGGUCCAACGAUGAGGCCUUGUGGUACAUGGGCAUUUUAAUGUCUGUGGGUGCUAUAAUAGCACUCAUAACAUUUGUGGCGAUUAAUCCAUUGUGUAAAAUUUUUCCAGAAAAUCAAGUUCUUAUAUGGGGUGGUUUCUCUCUAAUGGUAUUGGGUCGUGUACUCUAUAUACCCUGGGGCGAUGGACCACCCAAAAUAGCUGAAGUCUACAAUGUAACCAUACCUUUGACGGGCAAUUCUACAAUAGAUCUAUCGCCAGACAAUGAAAUAUUCUUGGGUUGCCCUAAAACUCAAGAAUGGUGUAACACAACUCCAGCGCUUACUCUCACACAAUUUAUUAUAGGUUAUGGUUUUACCUCAAUAGGUUAUCCUAUUGGUGUAACUCUUAUACAGACAAUAUUUUCCAAAGUUUUGGGUCCAAGACCUCAGGGAGUUUGGAUGGGUUUAAUGACGGGUUCGGGUUGUUUAUCAAGGGUAUUUGGACCAGUAUUUGUGGGUUCUAUUUAUACACGAUUGGGUACUUAUUGGACCUUUGGCAUAACAGCAAUAAUGAUGUUAUUCUCCAUGAUAUGGUUGAUGAUUGAAAAAAAACGUUUAAUUCCUCCCACAUUUGAGAGCACUGAACCGGUGGAAUUAAAAGAUUUAAAUACGACGAAAAGGGAAAAUAAUACCGAAAUCAAUAGAGAUAUUGAAGCCGAAGCCAAUGGUCAUAUAGAAGAAGACUCUAAAUUAUUAAAUAGUAAAAAUAAUGUAGUUAUAGUAGCGGCCCAGGUAAAGUCUUAAACUUUAUACUUAAUGUGCAAUUUAUUAUUUAGAUUAAGCUAUGAAAUUAAUGUAAUUCAAUUACUUUGAAUUUCAAACAAACAAUAAAAUAUAAAUAUAAACAAUAAUGAUAAUUAUAUUAAACAAAUAUUAAAUAAUUUUAAAUGUUGUAGUUAGGAAAAAAACUGUAAUUGUUACAAUUAACUAAAAAAAUGAUUUGAUUUUAAAAAUGACUUGUUACUCAAUUUUUAAAUUUGUUUUUGUAUGCGAAGGAUUAUAAGUACUUUAAUAGUAUGUAUAUUAUAGUAUUAUUAAAAAUUUAUUUAACAUUUUGUGUUUAAUUGUGUCGUCUGUCUAAUUAACAAACUGCCUUUAACAGUAAUAAUUUAUUAGAUAAAUAAAUUGUUAGUUAAGUGAAAUUUUUUACAACAAUAUAAA